UUUUAAAAUUCAUUCAAACUAAACAAACCAAUUUUCUUUGCUGCGACCGGAAAGUUUAAAGGAGAAAUCGAAUUUUUUUCCACACCUACAACUGUACAUCGAAGGCCGCGAAAACAAACCCCCUCACCGCUAUUACUUUAAAUAUCGCAGUCAAACCCCUAUUCAAAAAACAAUGGAAAAUGGAUCAGUGGCGGGUACUUUUGGCGAAAUGAGCAUUGUUAUAAACCUUGUCCCCAUAAUACAGAUCGUUACGACCGUACCAAGAUUUUACUAAAUUUCAAAAAAGCGGUAUUUCCAGAUACCGUAUCUGCCGCCCCAACCGAAUGGGGCGCCUUCUGGGGGCCAAGGCACCUACAAUCCGGCCGGCGUUCAGCAGCAGGGACCGCCCCAGGGAUCGAUCAACUAUCAGCAGCAUUACUUGCAGGCGGUUCCCCAGCAGCAGCCGCCUCCCCAAAUGCCCACCAUGUUCUGUAUUCCCACCCAGCCCCACAUGUUGCCAAAUGUGCCUUACAUGCAACAGGGGCCCCCGCCUGGAGCCCCCCAUCCGCACGUACAACUUCUGCUACAACAUCAGCACCCGUCGCAAGGCGGAAACCCCCACGGCCCCAGCCAAUAACGUUUGCGGGACCACUAGCGGCAGAACGGAGUGAUAUUCGGACAAAUCGCGCCCGCCUGUUGCGACUAGGCAAUUUUUAGUUUUAGUUGUGCAUGGAAAAGCGUGCGUGCGGUCGUAAGCGAAAUUCGGAUCUUUUUUUUUUUUGUUUAAAUUAGUUAUAAACUGCUCAACGAAGUCAACAAAUUGACGAAUUUGGAUCUGGAUACGUUCGGAUUGAUGUUUGAAGCGUUAUUUAGUGCAGUUUUUCGGUUAAGGUGCUUUUGCCAACAAUUACUGCCUCACAAGAAGUUUCUACAGGGUGGCAAAUGAGGCGCUUUUUGUACUUCAACACCAUAGACCUGGUAUAUCGCAGGAAGCUUUUGAAUUUUUCGCUCAUCUCGUUUAUAUACUCCAAUCUAGUAAUAAAAUCAACUUUUUGCUAUUGCGCCGGUAUAUUUAAUUAAUUUUCAAAUUUCUCUUAAUUUUUAUUUUUAUUAAGGGGGACACCCUGUACAGGGGGUGUCUGAGUGUCCGAAAUAUUUCAAAGUAAACUUCUUGUCCUUUACAGGUACAGGUACAGUUGACGACUACUAAAAGCGCUUUUUCCUUGUCACAAACUUGUUUUAAUUUAGCAAUCUUAUUAAUUUUUUUAUCUGCAACUGUCAUAUAAUGACUGAUUUGAUUUCCUGCUCUCUUAAGCUCGCUUUUUGUGUAAAUCUUUCCUCGGUCAAUUUAAUUAUUUCAGUUUUUUAACAGUUUUGAAUGUGGCAUUUUGACAAUAAAAAAAACUAGUCAGUAUUAUGCCAUUUACGCGAAAUCAUUAAUAUUUUACUUUUAUCUGUCGACAACUGUACUUAUACGUUUCGGAUGACAAGAUGGAAAUUGAACAAACUCGAUCCCAAAAACCUUUUUUUUUUU
Messenger RNA from Dendroctonus ponderosae (mountain pine beetle), 1513 nucleotides. RefSeq lists its product as uncharacterized. The coding region runs from base 324 to 650 and encodes 108 amino acids. The transcript has 3 exons. Lineage: Eukaryota; Metazoa; Arthropoda; Insecta; Coleoptera; Curculionidae. The record is from RefSeq and is a predicted model, not a curated record.